AUGGAGAAAGAUCAGACGCAUCUCAGGGCGUUAGAAUCCAUAGACACAAACUCAUUGUCUUUGCUCUCUUCAAAUACCAGUUCUAAUACGAACAGUAACACCAACAAUAAACUGAGUCUUACUACUAGUGACUUAUCUACAGGGUCUAUACUAAAUAGACCAGUGACUCCUCCUGUAAUCCAAGACACCGAAAAUAACUCCAUGUUUCAAUGGCAAUUCGAGAAAAGGGAAUUUAUUUUUGACAGUAAUAGUACGCCUUCUAAACAGACAAAACCGCUACAAAAAACUUCCCCAUAUCAAGGCCAAAAUCAACAGUUGCUGAAUGUAAGAAAGCGACGUUCCCAGCUAAUAGGUGCAAAGCCUAAAGUUCCAUCAAAAUUGUACCAAUCCGUAUCUAAAUUAGAUUUAAUUGACGAUAAGAAUUUCACGUCUUUGCCCAUCGCACCUCCAUGCAAUAGUGAGGAAAUCAAAGACGAGAAUGACGAUGAUGAAUAUAAUAGCAGUAACAAACGACCUAGAUUAAAUCCAAUAAAAGAACUACGAGUACACAAUAACAAACGUAAUAGGUAUGUCAGUUAUGGGCCAAUAUUGGAUACAAGAAACUUUGAGUUAGCAGAAAGUAUGUCCCAAGAUACUCAACCAUUAGUCUUAGUUGAAGAUUAUAUAGCCUAUACCCAAAAUAAGUCAACAAAGAAAAUGGUAUCUAUUUCAGACUUGAAAUCCAAACUGGAUAAAAGAAGCGAUAACCAUAUUCCGUUGAGAGUAAGAACUUCAUGUUCUAAAAUUAAUCGUGAGGCAAACAGAAAUAGCCUCGAACCGAACUCGUUAACACUAAUACCCCAUAUCUUAAAAAACACAGGAGAAAGCACUAAUGAGAUUGAUAACCCUAUGGAUUUUAUUAAAGAGGAAAGUGAAGUUAGUAAUACGUCCAUACCAGAUUCAAUAGAGAAUAUGGUAGUCAAUUUGAUUAAUAUUCCCUCUACAAAUAAAAGUUAUGAUGAUCUCUAUUUAUCAGAAUUAGAUGUCCAUUCCCAGCUCAGAAAAUGUGUGAUUUGUGAAAAAGCUUUGUAUGAAAUAAGUUCAAAGCUUUUAAACUCAGGGCACUACAAAGAAAUUGUAUGUGAACAAUGCACAGUUAAAUACGAAGAAGCUGCCAAAAUUUUUGAAAACUGCGAGUUUGAAUCUUCUACUGAUGAAUCAAAUUUAAGUAACGGUACGUUUAGUGAUCUCGAUAAUUCAGCAGAAUCUUUCCAUUUAUCAAUAGAUGCUCCAAUAGGAAUAAGUAAUCAAAGGGAAGAUAAUAAAAUGAACUAUAAAAAGGAAAUAUCAAAGAAAAAAGAUAGCUUCUCUAGAGAGCUUAUAGAACGGUUACAAUUGCAGUUGCUCGAGAAUGAUAAGCCGAAUAAAAAUCGUCUGAAUAAAGAUAUAAUGGGCUCAAAAUCAAUGAAUUGGUUUUUAGAAGCGAGGAGGAAAUUGAAGUGGAAGUGGAGAAUAAACGGCUUGCUACCACAUUUCUUGGGUAACCAAAAUAACGACCGUUUGAAUUUUCAAUCUUAA
Messenger RNA from Saccharomyces eubayanus, 1557 nucleotides. RefSeq lists its product as uncharacterized. NCBI's taxonomy places the organism in Eukaryota, Fungi, Ascomycota, Saccharomycetes, Saccharomycetales, Saccharomycetaceae. The transcript has a single exon. The record is from RefSeq and is a predicted model, not a curated record. The coding region runs from base 1 to 1557 and encodes 518 amino acids.